AAAAUUCAUACAUGAUGAUUUUGAUAUUGGAAAAAGCUACAUUAUGUUUUCAUUUUAUAUUUUUGAUAUUAAAAGAAGCUAUAUUAUUUUUUAUUUCGACGAACAUGAACUUGACUUCGAUAGUUACUCAUCGGAUUUGCGUUGUGCCUGUAAUGGCCGACUUCGCGAUUCGCUUAUCACUUCCCUAACUUCAUGAUUGUUGUGUACGGCAAUUGUUUGCGCUGAAGUUCGUCUCUAAUGGAUUUGUUAUUACCGUUGAUGCCGGUUGAAAGUGGUGAUUCUUUUUGAAAACAGAAUAACUACAAAUAAGUGGACUUUUUACAAGAAAGCUGACAUAUCAGGUCAGAUAAAAUGACUUUGUUCGGUGCUUUUAUAAAUUUAGAUUGUGUAUAUUUUUUAUCGUUCGACGUCAGGUUAGCUCUUCUAUAAAAAAAAUUGUGUGCAAAUUUAAUUUAAAUUUAGAUUAGAUUAAGAGACAUUUGAGUACAAUUAAUAGAUAAAAGAUUAGAUAGAUUGUUAUAAAAAGAGUUAAAAAAAAAAGAGAGAGAGAGAUGGGAUCAUUGAAUCUAAUUUGCCCGAUGUGCUGUGGUGAAACAUUUAACGAUCCACAGUCUUUGAAGUACCACUUGCUCAGCAUGACGGACAAUUUGUAUUGUCCUGGAUGUUCGCAGCGUUCAGAUUCGGUAAUGGCGUUGAUACAACACUUGGAUAGAUGUGGCCAAGAUUCAGAACAGGAGAUACAUCAAGUUAAUAAAGAAAAUAUGGAGCAAGAAACUUCGAAAGAAACUGUCACAGCUUCCGAAGUUCUAAUGGAUACAAAUAUCGAGCAAAUUAAUCAAACCUUUUUAGCAACUGUAAAUAAUAGUGGUAUUAUGAUAGUAGGAGGAUCUGAAACUAUUCAAGUUGAUGAAAAUGGAGACAUUAAAGUAAUAGAAAAGAUGGAUACAGACAAAUCACAAGUAGAUCAUAAUUCACUGGACUUCAAUAUGACAGAAAAAUUAAACAGUAUUAUUAAUGAAACAGUAGAAGAAUCUUCAACCUCAAAUUCAUUAGUGACUCCAUCGACAUCUGGCAUAGAAGAUAAAUCGGCAGAUAAAAAUAUAAUUACCAUUUUAUCCAGUAGUUCUGAACUUUUGGUUGGAGAUACUAGUACUUUGAUAAAUUUGGACCAUAUAAAUGAUGUUGGUGAAAUUAAUGAUCCUGCAUUACUUCGUGUUAAGCAGGAAAUCUGUGAGCUAGAACCAGAAGCAGUUUAUAGUUGUACAAGUUGUGACAUGAGCUUCAAUUCUGUUUUGGAACAUAUAAAACAAUAUCAUGAUGGUCAAGAAGUGUUGCUUGAAAUGGCAGAACCAUUAGAUGAGUUACCAUCCGUACCCACGACUUCUACUACUACUACUACUACUACUGUCCCAAAUGAAUCUGAGAAUGCUAUUAAUCCACAACCUGAAACUAUGAAUACCCUUUGUAGCGAAGAAUGUGUAGAUAGCGAAGGAAGAUUAUAUACUAGAAAAGUUGUACAAAUAGAAAAAUUUUGGGACAAAACUUCAAUCGCACCACCGACUCAAUCCACGAAGGCACCGAUGAUCGAGAAAUUUUUUUCUAAUGUAGAAGGUGUGAAGGUGAGUGAGAAAACAACAGCUCCCACUGCCCCAUCGAAAAUGUACAAAUGUAAUCAGUGUUCGCAGCAAUUUACAAAAUUAGCAUGUUUUGAAGAACAUAUAUGUCCUAAUGGUAAUAAUCAUUGUGACAUUUGUGAUCAAGCAUUUGCUACACCAAACGCAUUACAAAUUCAUUCAAGGAUACACGAAGGUGACACUGAUUCUAAUCAACAAGUGUUCCUAUGCACUACAUGUGGUACAGAGUUUUGUUCGCACAAAAGCUUACGAUUGCAUUCUCGAAUGCAUGCGCCAGUGAGAGCACGACACGUUGAUGCACCAGAAGGAACUCUUGACGCAACGUUUACUUGUCCCGAGUGUGGUAAAACCUUAUCAGAAUCAUAUAAAGAAGCACACAUGUCGCUGCAUACAGGUGAUUCCGUAACUUGUACAAUUUGUAAUAGAAAAUUUGAUUCUGCCGAUAGUUUGGCGAUGCACGCUGCAGUGCAUAACGAGUUGAGUCAGUCACAAUCUCCGACUCCUCCCGUCGUAAAUGAAGUAAAUGAAUCUGUCGAAACUCAGAAACCUUAUCAAUGCCAACACUGCGGUCGACGAUUUACUAGACCACACGAGAAAGUAAAACACGAACGUAUUCAUACCGGAGAGAAGCCUCAUGUUUGCGAAGUUUGUGGUAAAACCUUCCGUGUUUCGUACUGCUUGACAUUACAUAUGAGGACGCAUACAGGAGUAAGACCAUAUGGAUGUCAACAUUGUGGCAAAAGAUUUAAAGCUUCUUCGGUAUAUAAUCAUCAUUUACUUACGCAUGGAGAAGAGCGUGCUUAUACUUGUCCUUACUGUCCCAAAACCUUUAAAACCAGAGUCCAAUUGGCUGGUCAUAAGAACAGUCAUACGAAGCCAUUCCGUUGUACUGAAUGUUCCAGACCUUUCGCAUCCUUAUAUGCAGCAAGAGCACACAUUCAAACACAUAAAAAAGAUAAUAAUUUAAAAUUUAGUUGCUAUGUCUGUGGUGCAUCUUAUGGCAGAGCAUUUGCUUUAAAAGAUCACUUGAAACAGCAUGGUCAAGACACAUCGAUUCCACCGGAACCUGCCCGAGAAGAAGAAGUACGCGAAGGCGAUAACUUCUUGUUUCCAGAAGAGGAUAUGGAAGAUGAUAAAUUAAUUAUACCACCUUCUGUAACUGUCGCACAAUCUUCUGGGGCAGAAGAUACUGAUUAAAAUCGUGAUAAUCUAGUCGUUUUAAUUCGUAGUUCGCUGUUUUCUGUGUGUUUAUUCGUUAGGAAACGAAAAGAUUGGAUUCCGUCUAACUAUAUGGUAUUUAAAUGCUAUUAGCGUCAAUUUCUCUUAAAAAUUUUUGUAAAAUUCAUAAUUCUUACAAAAAUGUUAUAAUGUAAUAUAAUUUAUAACUCCGAUUUGUGAUAAUAAUGUAAUUUUAUGGUAUAAGCAUAGGUUUGUUAAUGCCAUUGCAUCGAACUUUUACUUCAGUUUGAAAGCAAAUAACAAAAGAAAAUUAUUUUCGAAAGUUAUUGUUUUUAGUUUACAUCAAUUAAAGGCCUCGAGAAAUGUAUGUUUUACUAAGUUAAAUUCAUAAAUUUGUAUAUCCUGAUCGAGUUAAAUGGAAAUUUUAAAUUAAGUGAAUGGAUAUCAUAUUAAUAUUAUUUAGAUGAUUUAUUUAUCUAUAUUGAAAGUAAUGAAAGUAAAAAGAAUAUAAUCAGACCGCUUCUGAUUUUAUACACAGAAUCCAAUGUUGUCAUUCUGUUUUUCUUAGACAAUGUUAUUUUUGUUGAAAGAUCUUUUCAGUCUUCCUCAUCGUUUGUUUCUCUGAAUGAGAGAAAAAUAUGUAUAUUUAGACAAUAAUAUACUUCACUUUUCUAUCUUCGUUGUAGAUAAAAAUAUAUCGAGUAAUAGUUACUGUAUUUGCAUUAUAUAUUUUCAAACUUUGAAAUUCUUUGUUAUGGCUUUGCAAUAGAUCAAAGAUACACAUAACUAAAGAAUAGUUUACAUAUAACUAAAGAAAGAGAAGCAUCUAAUUUUAGAUUUGAAGCGGAACUGAUGAACACAUAAAUUUGAUAGUUAUUUUAUAAAAUACAAUAAUCCUAUGUACAGUACUGGUAAUAGACAUAUCUUUAAUAGUUACAAAAUACUGUUAGCUAUAUUGAUCGCUAAAGAGAUUAUUUAUUUUGAAAGCAAGUUUAAGAAAUAGUGCAUUGCAUAAGAUAUGGAAGAAUAAUCCUAAUCAUUAAUCGAGUAUAUGAAUGUUUAUUAUUCUAAUUGUUAAAUGUUCGACUUGCUAUUAUCUCCAGAGAUAUUAAAUGAAAAAUAAUAUGAAAAUAAUAAACUAUUUGUUUUUACGAUAGUACACUUCCUUCAGUGGAAAUCAUAAAAUUGUAGUUUUUUAAUUUUCAUAUUUGAUAGUUUUGAAAUAGAAGCAAUGCUGACUCAGAUAAAUCUGAGAUUGACUGAUUAAGUUAUAAUCUAAAUGAGUACAAAUCAAAUUUUGCUAAUUAUUUUACGACAAGAAUGUUUAUUUAAUAUGUUGUAAAGAAUGAAAAUGAAUUACUAAAUGUGUGUGAAAAAAAAAAGAAAUUAAAUGUUGUAAGUGACUGUGUUAAAAUUGAUGUUUAUAUAGAUGUUUAUAUAUUCAUGUGUAAUAUGUAAUAAACAUUGCUUAUGAAAUCCGCACUCUAAUAAAACGUAUUACAACAA
This is a messenger RNA of Vespula pensylvanica (western yellowjacket), 4319 nucleotides long. RefSeq names its product zinc finger protein 329-like. NCBI's taxonomy places the organism in Eukaryota, Metazoa, Arthropoda, Insecta, Hymenoptera, Vespidae. The transcript is spliced from 7 exons. The record is from RefSeq and is a predicted model, not a curated record. Bases 552 to 2831 code for a protein of 759 amino acids.